AUGAACAACGUGCAAAUACUAGUAUCCUUUUGGUUGAAUCGUGAAGCAUCUCCAGCUCGUGUCGGCCUUGGUGUGACUACUGUGCUCACAAUGACAACCCUCAUCACCACAACUAAUAAUUCUAUGCCAAAAGUUAGUUACAUCAAGGGAUUGGAUGUCUUUCUCAACUUCUGUUUCGUUAUGGUUUUCGCAGCUUUGGUCGAGUAUGCAGUCGUUUCUUACUUAAACAAGCGGAUAGCACUUCGGAGGGAGAAGCGGCGAAAGCAAGCUGAACAACAGCGGCAGGCUGAAGUGCCAAUGUUCAGUAACACAUUAUCUCCGAAACAACCGAAUAAUAAC
This is a messenger RNA of Cylicostephanus goldi, 339 nucleotides long. The record is from the annotation of a GenBank genome assembly. Lineage: Eukaryota; Metazoa; Nematoda; Chromadorea; Rhabditida; Strongylidae.